ACAUUUUUCAAUUAGUUCUUGUCGACAUUGUAUAUAUCGUGUCCUUUUAUUAGAAAAUUUGUUAUAGAAAUUAUUAUACAUUUUAUUUUCGGCAAUUCAAAAACCAGUUGGAUAAUAAAAAAAAAAUUUCUAUUAAAAAAAAAAUUAAAAAAUGAUAAAUAAAUUUCAAAUUGUAAUUCUAUUUUAUAUUCAUUUUACAAACGCUGAACUAUGUUUAAUUUUGGGAGACAAUGUUUCAUUGAACAUGCUUGAGAUUAGGGACAAUAUAACCGAUUGUAUUGAGGAUACAUUUCCACAUAAAUCAUUGUACAUUGAAAAUGGUGCAAACAAACCAUAUUUGAGAAGUUUUUCACUUCCCGAAGCAGGUGUAACAAGAAAUAGAGAGGAUUUAAAUGAAAAUGUCAAAUUUUAUCUCUACACACCCGAAUUAAAUCCCAAUUAUGAAUUAUUAAAUUUUAAUGACAGCACAUCAUUGGCGGCGAGUCAUUUUGAUAAAAAUCGUCCAACUCGUUUUGUAACACAUGGUUUCACCUCAUCUAGCACUGCACAGUCAUGUGAACUUGUCAAAGAAGCCUAUUUAAAUUUUUCUAACUGCAAUGUCAUUAUAAUUGAUUGGAGUCAUCUUGCCUGUGAUUUUUAUCCAAUAGCGGCAUUUUAUGUGAAAUUAGUUGGCGAAUAUGUUGGAGCAAUGAUAACAUUUUUAGAAAAUAUGGGAAUGAAUCCAAAUACAACAACACUUGUUGGUCAUUCAUUGGGUGCGCAUGUAAUGGGCAUUGCCAGCAGUUCUGCUGCUCAUAAAGUCAAAUACAUUUACGGAUUGGAUCCCGCAAUGCCAUGUUUUAUCAAUACAAAAGCCAGUGAACGUAUUUCAUCAGAUGAUGCUGAAUUUGUUCAAAUUAUUCACACAAGUGUACUGGGCGAUAUUAAAAAAAUUGGUGAUUAUGAUUUUUAUCCAAAUGGUGGUGUUCAUCAACCAAAAUGUGCCUGUAAAUUCAUCACUGAAAGUGCAUGUUCACAUUCAACAUCGUAUGAAUAUUUUGCCGCGUCACUUAAUAAAACAAAUUCAUUCUAUUCAAUUUUAUGCAAAAAUUUUGAUGCAUUUAAAGCAAAUAAAUGUGAAAAUUAUGAAACAAUAAUGGGUGGCAUUGAUCAUAUACCAAAACAAAAGGGAAAGUAUUAUCUUUAUACAAAAGCAACAUUUCCCUAUGCAAUUGGUAAAUUUUCUCAAAAAAAAUUAUGUUCAACGUCACAAUUAUCAAUGUGCAUUUAUAAUGUUAUUAAUUAUUUAUUUGGCACACAUUUAUGUUACAACUAAUUAUUAUUAUAAUUAUGAAACAAUAAGUUAUACAAAAAUAGUAAAAUAUAUAUUAUGUAUAUAAUAAUUAUUUUUGUAAAC
Leptopilina boulardi is the source of this 1396-nucleotide messenger RNA. Its product is annotated as phospholipase A1-like. The coding region runs from base 152 to 1315 and encodes 387 amino acids. Gene Ontology annotation, biological process: lipid metabolic process. The record is from RefSeq and is a predicted model, not a curated record. Lineage: Eukaryota; Metazoa; Arthropoda; Insecta; Hymenoptera; Figitidae. The transcript is spliced from 4 exons. Gene Ontology annotation, molecular function: lipase activity.